This is a messenger RNA of Aureobasidium uvarum, 9663 nucleotides long. NCBI's taxonomy places the organism in Eukaryota, Fungi, Ascomycota, Dothideomycetes, Dothideales, Saccotheciaceae. The record is from the annotation of a GenBank genome assembly.
AUGGCAAGCAACGGCCUCACGGCGACGCCCUUGGGUCAACAAGGAGGCUUCAACUGGCUCUUUCUCGUCGACCUGAUCGUCUGCGGCAUCCUGGCGCUUUUCUUCAUUUUCUACUUCAAUCGCACUGUCUCGACCAUCAUCUCGUAUGCAAUCCGCGCCUGGACAUGGCACAAAUAUCGCGCCUACAUCGACAUCACUUCGUUCCAACUCUCGCUAUUAGGAGGCCGCCUCUUCUUCAAGUCCAUCCGAUACCAUGGCCACAACCAGACAGUCUUCGUCCACGACGGCAACAUCACCUGGCGAUAUUGGUUGCGCCAGGUACAGGAGCCNCUCAUCAUGCAGAAAGUCUCUCAACGCCACGAUUCAUCCGACACCGACCACGCCAGCUUUGAUGCAUCCCAGGAAAAGGCCAGACCCAGGAGCGAGAGCGUGGGAAGGGCUGAGACUGCCCACUUGGACCGACAACGCACUCUUCCUUGUCGAUUUUUCGUCAAAGUCAAGGGUGUAGAGGCCUUCUUGUACAAUCAGAGUCCCGUAUACGACAACAUAAUCGCCAAUCUACAGAAUAAGGCUCGCACAAAGGACCCCGAUGUUCCGAGCGCAGAUAUACCCAUGCAAGAUCUGACUGGGGAGAAGGUUCCAGCAGCAGACGGCCUGGACCGCCAGGAAACCUCGAGCAGCCUUGACGGCUCUCUUCUGGCCGAGACCGUGAGUAGGACCACAACUAGGACCACCACACACGAGACUGCCAUUCCAGCCUUCCUGAAGAUGUUUCCUAUUCAGAUUGAGUGCAAGAAAGCUGCUGCUGCUGUCGGCAACGAUUUCACUCAGAGCAUACUUACUGCCAAGCUGGAAAAUGCGAGCGGAAGAAUCGACGCCGAUGAGGCUGGUGCUUUGGACCUGUACAAGCUGUUGUUCAACUUUGACUUUCACGAUAUCAAAGUCGCUCUCAAACCGAACACGGACUACCAGAUGUCCCAGAUGCAGGCAGCUGCGCGCCUGGACAAGGACGAAGAUCCCAAAGCAAAGAAAGGCCGUGGUUUCUUCGGCCUACACCCAAUACUUCGAGCGGGAAAGAUUCUGCAUGCUCUGUUGCAUGCCGUAAUGUGGCUCUUUACUUGGCACCGCAGCUCCCAAGGUUCUGUCAGAACUGCAUCGCUUCUCAGUGAAGACGAAAUCCCUGAUGGAGAUUCUGCCAAGCUACCUGGCGAAGCACAAUGGCAAGGUCUGGCACGUUAUCUGGACGAGACAGGCAAUGAGCAUAACGAAUGGGACGGUGUCGAAUACGCUAGAUUCUCCGAUGUUGCAGAUGUGAAGAAGGCGAGCAUGACCUUUUACUGGGAUGUUCCGGGAAAGGUCUCUAAAUCUCACCUUGCUGGUCAGUCUAAUCUUUUUGACGAAGUGAAUGGUCCAUCAGCACCCGAGUAUGGCUUGAAUCUUUCAGUUGACGGUGCCGUCAUCAACUAUGGUCCCUGGGCCGACAGACAACGAGUGACUCUGCAAAACGUUUUCUUUCCUGCUUCAUACCAUGAUGCCGUCCCUGCACAGCGCCUGACCGUUGACCAAAACCGAGUCGCGACCGUGUUCAAGCUUUUCUUCUGUUUGGAAAGUGAAAUUACUCUUCGUAUCCCGACUCGUGAAGCAUCGAAAGACUGGAAAUGGCAGGGUCGAGCCGAAGGACAUCGCGCGCAGAAGGCCACCGAUGCUGGACUUCGCAAGCGACGUGGUAAAGGCUCNAAAAAGUGGUUCAAGAAAGAGCCACAGACCACAGGUGCUGACAUACGUCCCUUCGGUUGGAUGGAUGUCAAAGUCGCUGCUGAUACAACCAUCAAUUAUGCGAUGGACAUGUACGCACGCAAGGACGGUUAUCACAACACGUUGAGCCUCGAUGUCAAGGGUACCGAGAUAUCCUCUAGCGUCAAUCAUGCCAUGUUAUGGAAAUCAGGGAACCUGUUACUGGAAGGAGACCUUUCGAACCCUUUGCAAUGGAAUGCUUUGCGCAAAUGGAUCUUCAAGAUCCACUGCGAUGGUCUCGAUCUGUACAUGCUGCGCGACCACAUGUUUCUGUUGACUGAUUUGAUCGCUGAUUGGGGCAUGGGACCCCCACCCGAUUUCUACACUUUCGUCCCCUUCGUGUAUUCUCUGGACAUCAACUUCAAGAACUUUGGACUCUUCCUCAACGCCAAUGAUGCCAACAUCGUCAACGAUCCGUCGGAUCUCGAAGACAACAACUUCCUCAUCCUUAACGGUAAAGAGCUCUAUGCCACGUUAGAGAUCCCUCUUGAUCAAUACAGGCCGGCCCAGAACGGAAUCAAGUUCGACGUACUUGCCAAGGACAUGUCUCUUGAUAUCAGCAAUCCUCCUCGCAUCACACUGCAUAGUCUUCUGCGGCAGAAACGACUUGCGACACUNAAAAAGUUGACCUUAGGUGGUAGCCAUACACUCUUCGUCGAACAGGCGCCAGGUCUGGUAGACAUGCUGCAGAUGGACAUUUGCGGAAGCGAUUUGGAACUCCAAGCCUUUGGCUACUUGGUGCGCAUGUUCAUCAAUGUUAAAGAGAACUAUUUUGGAGAAUUCUUGCAUUUCAAGACGCUCGAAGAAUAUCAAAAUGCCGGGUCAGAUGCGGCAAACGCCGAGACAAAUAUGGUUGGCAGGUUCGCAUUCAGGCCAGCCAAUGAUCUAGACGUUGUUCUUUGCAUUACCGCUGAGCAUCCUGUCAUCAUGCUACCAGCAAAUCUCUACUCAGCAGAGACUUUCAUCAAGCUUGAGCUACCUGUGGUUUCGAUGGAUCUCCGAGUUGCCAACUACUAUCUUGAUCUUGCAGUCGAUGUCAGUCCAGUAACUGUGUCUUGGUCUGGUAUACACAAUGACGAAGGCGAAUUCGAUGAUUCAGCGCCGCAGAUCAUUCUUGAAAAUGCAAGCAUCUCUGGCCAUCGCCUGUUUGGUCUUCCACCGACUGAGCCUGCGUACGUCUCGAAUUGGGAUGUCACUCUUGGCAACGUAUCAGGAGAGUGCUCGCUCGAUUUCAUUCAGAAUCUAGCCAAGGCUGGACGAGCAGUAGCUUUUGCACUCGAUGAUUUCGAGAACGCCUUGCCGUUGGCACAGACUGCAGAGAUACCAGAAGCGGUCUUCUUGCGACUCAAGACAGGUUCUAUCUGCCUAUGGCUGAACGAGGGCAAGUCCGCCAUACGUCUCUACUCGGAGCCUGUUACACUCAAUCAGAACGAUCGCGCUGAUGGCCUGUUCUCAUCUCGCUUGCAUCUUCAGAUUCCCAAUAUCACCAUGACUUGCGUCGACUCAAACUCAAUGGCUCACCGAGGGUCUCGUGGUGACGUGCAGCCGGCAAAAUGCAUAGCUUUCAUCCAAACCAGCCUCGAUAUGUCAAUGGUACAAAGGAAAGCACACUUCAACGCUGAGCGUGAGAAACAACAAACUCAUAUCCGCCAACAAGAUGUAAGGACCGGCAGAGCGAACUUCUUGAUAGCGAGCAAUGGUGGAGAUCAGAAACAUAACGAAGAAGAAGAGGAAGAGGCAGAUUUGCCGGAUUCACCCUCUAUGGCGCUUCCCAAACUUCCUGAUCCUCUCAGGAAAGGGCCCUUGAAGAUGAGUCUUGCAGCCGACGGUUCUAUCAAGUCAUCCAUCAGCUCCAGCCCUUCGAUCAACAAAACCUCUACUCAAAAGGCCCUUCCCAAAGGAGACCUUGAUGGUGUGGAGCACUCUCGNCCCCCGUUGUACUACUCCAACUCAACAGCUUCUCAGCCUUUAGGUACUGUAGGCUUGUGGAGCCCGUUUUCUGUCCCAGAUCCUCGAAAUUUUGAUGUCACCGCCGAUUUGAGCAAAGUACCGCAAUUCUCGACAGUAGUUGACGAAGCCGAAGACAUAUCUGAAACCUCUUCGCAAAGUGAUUUGAGCAUCAACCUGGAUCAGGAUGGAGAGCUAGACCAACAAACGUUCAUGAUCCGCAUGACACCCGGUGUACGCUUAUAUGUUGAGCCUCGCAUAAGCGAGACUAUUGUGAACAUUGUCACUGCUUUGCAGCCGAAGCGCUCUGAGGAUGUGAUUGACACCUUCCAGAUGGAUGUUAUGGGAAGAGUUCAACAAGUCCAAGAUCAGAGAAAGAGCCGCCGUGGUAUUGUCGAGUUGAACUUGAUUGUACCUAGCAUUGAUGCUAGACUAUUCAACGACCAGAAGCUUGAUACGAGUCGAACAACUGCCGUGCCGGUGCAAGAUCAGCUGGAUGUUGGUUUGAGUCAUCUCAAUCUGACACUCCGAUUCAAGCCCAUACCGGACACCGAGACUGGGACAGCACUGACUAUGCAUUUGACCUUGGAUUCUGCGCUUGCUAAAUUCUCUAAUCCCCUGGAGAAGUGUAAAACAUCUGACUAUGCGAUUCGUCUUGGCUUCGAUGACGUCCUCAUCUGGAUGAUUCUGGCCAAAUCGAAGUCAGUACACGUGUCGUUCAAGGAUCUGUUAGGUGUCAUCUCAGGCAAUCAAGCGGACUAUCUGGCAUCUGUGUUCUCUCGAUAUGCAGCUAUCGGUGCCCAGAUUCAGAAACAAGCCGAUGCAGUCGAGAUCGGUUCAAAGGCCCGACUAAGAAGCCUAACAGACUAUCUCACUGAGCAUGCCGAUGUCUCCACUGAUCCGCCAUAUCUUUCACGCAUGACGUAUGUACUUCGAGCCUUUCCAGAUCAUUUCCGCAAUCAAGAGUCGUGGAAGAUUGUUGCUCGAUUCCGUCACAUAUACGAGUGUCUGUCAGACGAGAGCCAUGUUGUUCUGGAACAACAGCUUGCCGACGGCACUGAUGAACUGAANAAGACAUCUUCCAUUCUCGAAACCUGGGCAGCAUGGUGUAGCUGGGACAUNUCGAAUGUAGAGCAGACCCAAGUCUUUAAGCUUCUGCUAGGUGAUGUCGAAGCCAUGAUUCUGGAAGAAGAUAUCGUACCGCUUGACCUCACUUUGCGUGCCGGAGUUGUACGUAUAGCUGUUGAAUCAGGAAAGGCGUCAAGUGAAAUCUCACUCGGCAGUCUCUCCAUUGGCGUUACUGUCAUACCUCCAAGUUUACCUUCGGGGCUUAUGCUCGUUGAGGAGAACUUGAGAUCCAAAACUGUCUUCCAGGCCCACACUGCGGCGUCAGUACUUCGACUCAAUUGGGACAUCUUGGAGCAAGUCGAUGCCUUCAUCGACAUUUAUUUCGAACAAGUCAGUCACACGCUCGAUGCUCUAGAUGCACUGCCAGAUCCGCCACAGAAACAGGCAAUGGAAGAUCUUUCAUUCAGGCAAGACUUCCAUGUUGUUUUGUCCACGGACGAAGGCAGUAUUGAAUUGAACACGAUCAACCUGAGACAUAUAUCCACAUGCAACAACCUCAAGCUGUCUCUGAUAGGGUCCGAUAAGGCCUCUCAGGAUUACGGCGAAUGCAUAAGUCUGCUUAUUUCGGCAAGAAAGGCAUUCACUGAACUACAUGCUUCCGAUCAGAGGGUGUGGCGUACGGAUCUUGUGUCACCAAGCAUCUACAUCGACGUGAAACAGACGAUUCGUGAAUACACAACUGCCAUCAACGUCGGAGGAUCUUACGAGCAGUUGCACAUCUCGCUCGAACAAGAGACAUUAGCACUCCUUGAGGUCGUAGAUCAAUUGCUGGCCGAUGAAGUAGCAUACAUCUUGCGCUUCCAGCAACACAUACAAAAAGAACAAAAGAAGAGUGUCGCCACGCGAGAUGCAUCCAAGCCAGAUCGUGAAUUGAAACUGAAUGUAGCUUUCCUGGCCGGAUCGUUCUCUCUCAAUGUCGCGUUACUCAAAGCACUCAACUUAUCAGUGCGAGGAAACACUGCAAACCUACGCGUUCGGCCCAUGUCUGGAUCUAAUUCCACCUGGUCUGUCGAGCUCCAUCUCGGAGCCAUGGAACAGGCCUUUGUACGCAAAGAAGACGGGGCAAAGAGACAAAGAGCUGUAUUCCAUACUCCACCUGCCACUAGUACUCUAAAGCUCGAGUUGACCGAAAAGAAAAUCAACAUCGACUUCACGGGCAUUAUGGAAGAAGUACUGCUGGAAGCAUCUGCUGUUCAAAGUGUUUUGACAAUUCUGAACAGACCCGAGGUACAGGGUGUUCUCGAAGCUAUCAAAGAUCAAGUAUCAGACUUACAAAAGAGAGUCGAGAAGACACUAGCAACAGACAAGAAGGAGGUCAAGCCCAAGUCUGUGGCCGAGGAAUCCCGAUUAAUUGUCUAUGAUGUCAACACGACUUUGGCUGGCUUCAAGGUCGUCGCCAUUGCUCCUGUAUUGACAGCUGGUAAGGCACGUGCCGAGUUGACAUUCGGGCUUGGAGCUGUACUGGCGUCAGUGACAAACAAGACCCGGAAUGCAAGCGAUUCGUUCCCUGACAUACACGGCAGAAUCGAGGACAUUGGUGCUGUUUUAACUCUGAUUGAGGAUGGAGAGCGCCGUCCUUGUGGCCAUGUUACUGUCAGUGUCGCGGUGGAUUGCUGCACUCAAGAACCUGCCUCAGGACCUAUCACACGAGAUAUCAAAGCGCGCAGUGAGUCUUUCGAUGUGUUCGCUUAUGCCGAUACAGCGUCAACUGUUGUGGAUAUCGUGACACAUGUACACCGUAAGAUCCUUGAUCUCGAUCUCUCGAAGGAGGUUGAGUAUCUUAGAAGGCUAAGACAUCGUCGAGCCAAACGGCGAAGGUCCAUCGCUGUGCCCGCGCCAGACUCAAUCAAGGAGGAAGACGAAGAGGCCGUGGUUGACAUGCCAUCCGCACGACCUGCACUUCUUGACUUCUCUCUGGACCUACGUAAGAUUCGUAUUGUUUGGGUAGUCAUCAGAAACCGAUCGAUUGCCGGUGAUCAAGAGCCCCAAGAUCUGGAAGUGUCCUUCUCUCGAGUACACCUUGCUAUUCAAAAACAGAAUGAAGCGCGCCUGUCCAUUCAAGAUUUGCAGGUUCAGGUCGUACCCAAGAAACACAAAGCCUUCGAGAGAUCUGAGAACUCGGCUUUGUUGCCAGAAGUCGUCUUCACUGUCCGAUACGAAAGUGGCAAAGACGGUGUUCGUAUCGCAUGUCAAGCUGCUGGUCAGGCCCUUGACAUUCGCUUGGAUUCAGGAUUUGUCGUGCCUGUCAGUAUGCUCCAGAAAUCUAUAUCUGCGGCCAUCGACCAAUACCGUGCUGCAAAGCUGAACUGGCAAGCCGAUGCGACUCCAGACGACAACAAGUCAACACCGCGGGCUAGUCCUUUUGGUGACAAACGUCUAGCAUCCGUUCAGGCCGACGUCAACUUCAAGGGUGCCCUCUUCUACAUCCAGGGAGACGCGCCUACUCAAUCCAAUACUGCUCUUCGACCUGCACAUAUCGAUUUACCAUACAAACGCAACCGCGCAAAUAGCCACGCUUCGCAAGAUAACAUCGCUACGUCGUUACGAGCUCCCGGCAUCGCUAUCAAGGUCGAGUACUCGAACCUUCCCGAGAAAGAGCAGGUACUGAAUGGUGAGAUCAAGGUGGAUGCGUCAAGCAACACGGUCUACCCAGAACUUGUGCCUAUCGUUCUCCAAAUCACACAUGGUGUCAAAGAGGUUGUCAGGUAUGGCGAAGAGGAACGCAAGACCCCAUCUACUCCCAGGAUCGCACAAGAACAAGCUUUGAAGCUCCAGAGACUUCGUGGCGAGGACGACUCUUUGCUCACCUCCGAUCCAAGCCAGUUUUUGGGCCAGAUGAAACUCAACUUAGGACUACGCAUUUGCAAACAAGAGUUUGGUCUGAGUUGUCAACCGCUGGCUCGUGUCAACGCAAAAUCACAGAUUGAAGACAUCUACAUUACCAUGAGCACCAUCAACUCCCACCAAUUUGGACACUUCUUCGCCCUGUCAGCCACAGUGACUAAGCUUGGCGCUUCCGUACAGCACGUCUACUCUCGAGAGUCUACAUUCAGCUUCGACAUGGAAUCGAUAUCGAUGUCGCUCAUGAAUAGUAGACAUUUGACUGGCGGGUCCAGCGGUGUUUCGAUGGUGCUCAAGGUGUCCCCUACCAGGACUGCGUUGAAUGUGCGCCAGAUUCAAGACCUUCUACUCUUCCGUGAGAUCUGGUUCCCACCAGAGCUGCGAGACACGAGUGAAAUGUCGGCAGAGCCCUCGACCCAAGGACCUGACAAAAUCGUUGUGCAAAGGUACCAGCAGGUCAGUGCCGCUGCGGCAUUCCCAUGGAAUGCCACUGUUGCUGUUGCCGAGCUUGCCGUUGAUCUCGACUUGGGUCAAAGUAUUGGGAAAUCAUCAUUGAGCAUCAAGAACCUCUGGGCAUCGUCCAAGAAAUCUUCUACUUGGAAGCAAGACUUGUGUAUUGGGGUGGACCAGGUCAGCAUCAACAGUACCGGCCGCAUGAGCGGCUUUGUAGAUCUGAGUGACGUGUCUGUACGAACGUCAAUCGAGUGGCCAAGCGCUGAUCGACAAGAGCACAAAGCACCUUUGAUUCAAGCUGCGAUUGGUUUCGGCAGAAUCUCAGCAAAGACUGCUUUGGAUUACCAACCUUUCGCGUUUGCCGACAUUGAGGCUUUCAACUUCCUCAUGUAUAAUGUGAGGGAUGGAGCAUAUGCUCCCGAUCGGUUGAAAGCCAUUCUUGAGGGCGAGAAAGUAUACGUCUUCUGUACCGCAACCAGUCCAGCUCAAGCUGUUGGUUUGUAUCAGGCCUUUGACCGUCUUAUCCAAGAAAAGCAGACAGCUUACAGUCAAUCAAUGGUUGAUUUGGACAAGCAAUUGAGGAGACGAUCUGUGAAUAAAACACGAACCAACUCAGCACCGUCGCCACCAGCACCUAUUCGCAGACACACGACUGAAAGAAGCAAGAGCAGAUUCCCAAUCACUUUGGACACCGAUGUCAUGGUCAUGUUGAGAUCCGUCUGCUUUGGCGCAUUCCCCAGUACCUUCUUCGACAAUCAAAUUCUCAGGAUGGAGGCAUCUGAGAUCCAAGCACGCUUUGCUGUAGGAGUGGAGGACGAACGCGUACACAGCAAUCUCAGUAUGACGCUUGGACAACUGCAAGUUGCACUUGCCCAGGUCAAAAGAGUCAGUGUACCCAAAACGCUCGGAGAUAUUUCCAUCGAAGAGGUCAUAGGAAGCGCCACAGGCGCCAAAGGCGGCAUCAUCCUUCGCGUUCCCAAAGUCAUUGCUUCCAUGCAGACAUGGCAGCAACCACAGUCUAACAACAUCGACUUUAUCUUCAAGAGUUUGUUUGAGGGCAAAGUCGACGUCGGCUGGAACUACUCACGCAUCAGCUUCAUCAGAGGGAUGUGGGAAACGCACUCUCGCACUCUUGCCUCAAGACUUGGCAAACCUCUACCAGAGUCUGCCGUCAAGAUUACCGCAAACGGACCACANAAGAAUGACUCUGCAUCCUCCACGCAGGAAGUUGCAGACAAGACGGCUGGACACGGCGAGCAAGGCAAAAUUACGGCCGUUGUCAAUGUCCCACAGUCCAAGUUUGAAUAUACUGCGCUUGAGCCNCCCAUCAUCGAGACACCACAGUUGAGGGAUAUGGGCGAGGCCACUCCUCCACUCGAGUGGAUUGGAUUACACAGAGAGAGGUUGCCGAACGUGACACACCAGGUUGUUAUUGUCGCUCUGUUGGAAAUUGCUAAGGAGGUUGAGGAUGCCUAUGAGAGGAUUUUGGGAUCGUCGUGA